Molecule: messenger RNA, 910 nt
Organism: Eurypyga helias (sunbittern)
Lineage: Eukaryota; Metazoa; Chordata; Aves; Eurypygiformes; Eurypygidae
Product: protein transport protein Sec24A-like
Exons: 5
Coding region: 49-552 (167 amino acids)
Biological process (GO): COPII-coated vesicle cargo loading
Cellular component (GO): endoplasmic reticulum exit site; COPII vesicle coat
Molecular function (GO): zinc ion binding; SNARE binding
Source: RefSeq, a predicted model, not a curated record
GCCUUUCAAACUGGGACGACCACACGUUUAGAUGAACGCAUUUUUACCAUGUGUCAGGUGAAGAACCAGCCCCUUGUAUACCUCAUGCUUAUGACACAUCCCAGUCUGUACAGAGUUGAUAACCUCACAGAUGAGGGAGCUCUUAACAUAAAUGACAGAACUAUACCUCAGCCACCCAUUCUCCAGCUGUCGGUAGAGAAGUUGAGUAGGGAUGGUGCUUACCUUAUGGACGCCGGCUCUGUAAUGUUUUUGUGGAUUGGGAAGAACUGCGGGCAGAGCUUUAUCAGCCAAGUGCUUGGAGUUCCAAAUUACGGCUCGAUACCGCAGAAUAUGACGCAUCUCCCAGAACUCGAAACCGCAGAAUCCAUCAGAACAGCAGCUUUUAUUUCUUGGCUGAGAGAGCAGAGACCUUUCUUCCCCAUACUAUAUAUAAUAAAGGACGACAGUCCAUUGAAAUCAAGUUUUCUGCAAAAUAUGAUCGAAGACAGAACAGAAUCAGCCUUAUCAUACUAUGAAUUCCUCCUUCAUAUACAGCAGCAAGUGAAUAAAUGAAACACUAGCCGUUGGCUCACUUCUUUAAGAGGAAAGAUUUUGCAGUAAAGAACGAUUGUGCUUGUAAUAUCUUCAUUAAAUCCGUGGCCUGAGGCAGUUGAUGAGAAGUUGUCACUGUGAUUUCAACAAACUAAAGCAAAUAAAGGACCACAUCUGAGAAUCAAAUGUACAACUACAUAAUAUUGUACCUUAAAAAAACAAAGAAUCAAACUAUUGGAACUGGUUGAGCACCUUUAAUUUGCUGCAAAUCAUGUUUUUACUGUAAGUAGUUGCAGCAUGAAGUACAUUUACAAAGGCAAUACUGAAAAGGUGAAAUACAUUUUGUAAAAUAAAGAGUUCUUUGUUGUUCAAAAUGUAU